UUCACCACUUUCUUCAUUAGAAUCGAACUCUCUCUCUCUCUCUCUCUCUCUAUCCAACUGAAAGUUUUCCACUACCAAGAAACUGAGCAGUAAUGGGUGGCGAUAGAAUCUUUUCUCCUAUUUCUGCUACUGAAGAAGAAGAAGAAUCGCCAGAACAAGAAUUCCCACAUGAAUCAGUUAUACCCAGUUUUUUCAGUGGGGAUGAGAAUGGUUCAGUGAUCAGUGGAGAAAGUGUAUGGGAUUUCAUAGAAUUUUCCCCGGAAUAUUGUCUGGUUUGUUCGAGUUUUGAUGCAGCAGAGAUGCAGAGGCGCAAGGUCUAUGCAGAAGUUUUGAGGAGUUACGAGGAAUUGCGGCUUAGGGCUGAGAGGUUGGAGGAGGCCAAAAGUAAAAUCUUGAGGUAUGAUCGGGUUUUUUGUUCUCAUUUGUUGAUAAUCUUGUUAUAG
Messenger RNA from Olea europaea var. sylvestris, 443 nucleotides. RefSeq lists its product as uncharacterized. Bases 93 to 443 code for a protein of 116 amino acids. The record is from RefSeq and is a predicted model, not a curated record. The transcript has 3 exons. Lineage: Eukaryota; Viridiplantae; Streptophyta; Magnoliopsida; Lamiales; Oleaceae.